AUGUCGAUUCGUGCUGCAGAACACGCACUACCUUAUCCGCCGCCCACCGGAUUGGAAUACGAAGCCAGGCUGAUCGAGAGGCUGUUGUGCUUGGGCCAUCUCAUAACUGAUUUGGCGCACCUUGACAACAUUAUCAACGCUCAACAGCCUCUGGGAAUCCCGGCGGAUUUGCCCAUCUACCGUAAAAAGUCCGAGACCGUAUCCUGGGAGCAUGGUUCAGGGCCCUCGAUCAACCAAUCCGGUCAGACUGGUGCACCGAUUGUGGCGGCUGCUGGUAUCACUGUGACUGCCAGCGCCGGCAUAGCCUUCCAGAAGACUGUCAUCAACCACAGCGAGUCCAAGGUGCUCGAUACCUACACGAUCCCAAAUGGGGUCAUGGUCUUUAUUAUGGUCACUGGCAUUACUAUUGCUCGUGGCGCGCAAAUCGUCCGGUCAGAGAGACGUAAAAUGGGAGUCCAAGGCGGCCUCGGAGCGUAA
Messenger RNA from Colletotrichum phormii, 477 nucleotides. RefSeq lists its product as uncharacterized. The transcript is spliced from 2 exons. The coding region runs from base 1 to 477 and encodes 158 amino acids. Lineage: Eukaryota; Fungi; Ascomycota; Sordariomycetes; Glomerellales; Glomerellaceae. The record is from RefSeq and is a predicted model, not a curated record.